CACAACCCGGCACUGGGUGUUUUAGAAAGUGUGUCAGGGAGCGACAGAACGGAGAGAGGAGGGUCGUGACAUUCACACAGGUUUAUGUGUUUAAUGUAAAAAGGAGGAAGGAAUAAGUCAUCUUUGGGAGAUAAACGUUACUCAGUGUGGAAAGAAGACGAUUAAAAACAAUCUCAGUCAGAGUUUCACCCUGUCGGAGCAAGAAUGACAUCACAUGUGAAGCUGAGAAAAGAGAGAGUUGGAGCUGUGGACUAUGACAUACAAAUCAAAGAGGUGCGUUGUCAGUUGGUGGACCAGUUGAAGGUUUUGGAUCUGCAGCUGGAGCAGAAAUCUCAGCAGCUUCAGGAUCUGACAGACUACCUGCGUAGACGCAGUGAGAUAGAAGGAGAGUACGCACGCUCGCUGGACAAAUUGGCAGAGAGGUUUACCUCCAAAAUCAAAAGGAAGGAGCCUGGUAGUGGUCAGUCUGUGGCCCAGUGUUGGCUGGUCCUGCUGGCUCAGACCAGACAGGAGAGCAAAGACCACAGUGGUGUGAGUGACAGCUGUAGCACCACCCUCACCCAGCCCCUCACACACUGUCUGGAGAUCACACAGCGCCUGGCCAAGAGGACUAAAGAUGUCUGUAGCCAGUUACAGGAUGGGCUGUUGAAGGUCAACACAGAGCUACAGACAGCGUGGCGGACCUACUACCAGUACCACUCAGAGUAUGAGUCUGCAGAGGGAAAGCUGAAGGAAGCAGAGAAACAGAAGCAAGGAGCUUCUAAAAAGAUUGAGAAAAGACAGUGUAAAGUGCAGGAGAUCCAGCUGAAGUGCACUAAGGCUCGUAAUGACUACCUUCUCAAUCUGGCUGCAGCCAACGCUUCCAUGAACAAGUACUAUCUCCAAGACCUCUCCUCACUCAUGGACUGUUCAGACAUUGGCUACCACCUUUCUCUAUCCCGUGUGCUACGCUCCUACCUGUCCAGCCACUUCCGGGCCCAGCAGAACCUGAGUGGAGGGCUGCAGCAGCUCCACACUGCUGUGUCUGGACUGGACCAGAUUCAGGACAGAGACAACCUGCUACAGACUCACACCAACACCUUCUGUCUACCCCUCCGCUUCCACUACCAGCCACACGAGGGUGACCAGGUGUGUGAGGUGAGUGCAGAACAGGAGAUUAGGUGUGAGAUGGAGACCAGGUUCCAACAGCUGCAGUCAAAGCUCACCGGGUUCACUCAGGAAACAGAGGAGGCAGGUAAGAAGCUCCAGGCGGCCCGCUCGGCCCUGCUAGAAGCUAUCAGUGAUGAUGACCUGGAUCCUCCACCCUCCAGCAACCAGACCCAGGGCUCCCAGGUCCAUCUCCAGAUCCCAUCUCAGAGCCAAGGUCAGGGGGGAAGCAGUGAGAGCCUGGCCAGCAGCAGUAGCAGACCCAGUCUGGCCAGACGGAGAGCCAACCUGCAGGAGACUGAGGCACUCUACUGUGCUAAUGUGAAGGAGUAUCUCUGUAAAAGCUCUCUGGUAUCUAAACUACAGGCGAAACAUGAUCUGCUUAAAGUGGCGGUUGAGAAAGCUGAACCAACCAAUGGUCAUCAGACCAGGAAGUUACUGCGUGUGAGGAGUCAACCCAGCGUCCAGUACACCCACAAACUCUUCACAGGAGACAUGCUCUCCUUCAUACAGGCAUCAGGACAGGAGAUACCUGUAGUGGUGGAAAGCUGCAUUCGCUUCAUCAACCUUAACGGUCUCCACCAUGAGGGUAUCUUCAGAGUACCAGGGUCUCAGGGGAAGGUCAACAGUCUGAGAGAUGCCUUUGAGCGAGGAGAGGACCCUGUGGCAGACAACAGGUGUGACUUGGACUCGGUAGCAGGAGUACUGAAACUCUACUUUAGAACCCUGGAGAACCCUCUCUUUCCUCAGGACAGCACCACUCAGCUCCUGGAGUACGCACAGAUUGACAACGAGACGGAGAGAGCAGCUAAACUCAAAUCAGUCAUCUCCUCCUAUCCACCACCUGUCAGCACCGUCAUGAGAUACCUCUUUGCAUUCCUCCAUCAUGUGUCUCAGUACAGCGAUGAGAACAUGAUGCAGCCCUAUAACCUGGCUGUGUGCUUCGGCCCCAGUCUGCUACGAGGGGCGCAGGAUGAUGAUGUCGUUACCUUGCAGCCUCAGAUCAACUCCCUGGUGAAGAGCAUCAUCUUGCAGCACGAGAGCAUCUUCCCCAGCCUGGCCGAGCUACAGGGACCAGUGUAUGAGAAAUGCAUGACGCUGCAGCAAGACGACUGUGAGGAGGGAGAAGGGGAUUCAGAACACCACAGUAAAGAAGAGUCUGAGUCAAAGGGGGAGCGAUCUCGAGCCAACAGCAGCUGCAGUUCAAGACAGUCCCCAGUAGGGGGCACUGGGACACCUGGAGGAAAGAUUACCUCACAGUUCCCCAUAACCCCACAGGGAUGGCCCCUCUCCCCUGGAUACAUAAGCAAAGAAGCCCAGGACCAGUCGUCCAGUGAAGACAUAACAGUUCAGGUUGACGAGGAGGUCUGCCGCCAGAUGAACUCUGUCUUCAAGGAGCUUCUCUCUCGACAAUCCCUCCCUCCCUACUCCUCCACCUCCUCGGUCACCUCAUCCCCCUCUUCCCACCCUCCGCCACAGCAGAAGAAAGGAGGGAUUGGAUGGAGAAGGGAAAAGCCUGUUUAGAUCAGGCCAAUUGGACUGACAGAAAGUGAGAGGGGACCAGGAUAGAUGGAUGGAUGAAUGAAUAUAUUAUUGCGGAAAUGAACGGGGCAGAGACGAGACUCGGACGAGAAGACACACAGAGGGGGGGGGCGAAGAAGAGCGACUCAGAAGACACACAGAGGGGGGCGAUGGAGAGUGACUCGGGCUGAUUGAAUGAUUGUAGGUGUGGGAUGACAGGUUGUGACAGCAGCCUUAGUGUGAUUUACAGAUGGCUGGAUUAAAUGAACCACAGUCAGUUCACUGUACUGUACGUGUCUGCUGAGCUGCUCAGACAGCAGCCUCCAUUGUGGAGAAUAGACAGUCAGACAGACAACGUUUGAAUUGUACUGUGAAGCCUUUUGUUAGUGUGUUUGAUACAACACAACCCUAACCCCCACUCUGAUUUUUCACUCGACGGCUGUAUCUCUAUUCUCCACAUGCCCACCCAUGAAUUUAAAAGCAUUGGAUUGUUGGACGCAUUAGCUGGUGUGUGUACAAGGGCACACUAGGACACAUGUUGAGAAUCAGGACCCAGGACACUGUUAACUAAUCAACAGCAUGAGUAGAUUUAUCAUAAGGUAUUUUACCCACAAUAACUUGGAAUGUGCACUGCUGUAUCCUCAUGCAUGUGGAUGGAUAAACCAUACUACUGUUAUUUUUAUAGAAUCAGUGAUAUACAUCAAGUACUUGCCAAAAAUGUGUGCGAGGAUAAACUAUAUGCUCCAAGAAAGUGCUUUCCAUAAAUGUUGAACUUUCAAAAA
Molecule: messenger RNA, 3449 nt
Organism: Salmo salar (Atlantic salmon)
Lineage: Eukaryota; Metazoa; Chordata; Actinopteri; Salmoniformes; Salmonidae
Product: rho GTPase-activating protein 4
Biological process (GO): signal transduction
Source: RefSeq, a predicted model, not a curated record